UUACAGAUUCUCAGUCCGUAAACAACCCCAAAUCGCAAUGUCAGAUCAACCCUCAAUACCAGUUGGUAACCCCAAUGUGACGUAAGCGGAAUUUUUCGUGCGUGGUUUCCGUAAUUUUCCUUUUUUUUCUUAUUAAUACUCCUCUAUCUAACAUGGUUUCUAACACUCGCGGUAACCAUGUGUUGGUUUGGGAGCAGCCGGGCUUAGAAGAUCAAAGGCCGAAGGUGUAUAAAGGUGGCUUGGGAACUCGGCACUGGGUGACGUUCAUGCUGUUCUUAGGGAUGGCUAACGCUUACGUCAUGAGGACAAAUAUGUCGGUUGCUAUCGUUGCUAUGGUCAACCACACCGCACUGCCCGUUAGCCACGAAGCUAUGGACACCGAGUGUGGUGACGUCAGCCCUAAUUCCACGAAGGAAGUCUUACAACAAGACGGCGAGUUUGUGUGGAGUUCUCCCCUCCAGGGCUACAUCCUUUCUUCUUUCUUCUAUGGCUACGUAAUCACACAGAUACCCUUCGGUAUUCUCUCAAAGAGGUACGGAGCUCGUCUCUUCCUUGGAGUAGGAAUGUUGAUCAACUCUGUGUUCGGUCUUUUAGUGCCGGUUGCAGCCAAAGCUGGUUAUCCUUGGCUUAUUCUCGUGCGAUUCAUUCAAGGACUAGGAGAGGGACCAAUAGUGCCGUGUUCACACGCUAUGUUAGCAAAGUGGAUUCCACCAAACGAGAGAAGUCGGAUGGGAGCAGCUGUAUAUGCCGGAGCCCAAUUCGGCACAGUAAUCUCCAUGCCUCUAUCUGGUCUUCUCUCGGCCUACGGGUUCGCUGGUGGCUGGCCUUCCAUAUUCUACGUAUUUGGUCUGAUCGGGACCGUCUGGUGUAUUGCCUUUCUGCUCUUCGUGUCUGAGGACCCUGAACAGUGUCCCAGGAUCAAAGAAGCUGAGAAGAAAUACAUUUUGAACUCUUUGUGGGGUGCUGCUGGAUCUAGUUCACCACCAAUCCCAUGGAAGAAGAUCCUGAUGUCCAUGCCCUUCUGGGCUAUAAUGUUGGCGCACAUGGGACAGAACUACGGCUAUGAGACCUUGAUGACAGAGCUGCCAACCUUUAUGCGACAAGUGUUACACUUUUCUAUCAAAGAUAACGGUUUUGUAUCAGCUCUGCCCUACCUAUGUAUGUGGCUUUUCUCAAUGUUCAUCUCCGUGGUGGCUGACUGGAUGUUGUCCAGCGGGCGAUUCAACCACACGCAAGUCAGGAAGAUCAUUAACAGUAUUGGUGAAUACGGUCCAGCAAUAGGUCUAUUCAUCGCUGCAAACACGGGCUGCAACCCCUCCGCGACCGUCGCUAUUCUCGCCAUUGGUGUUGGCCUAAACGGUGGUAUCUACUCAGGAUUCAAGGUGAACCAUUUGGACAUAUCGCCUCGUUUCGCGGGUAUUCUGAUGGCAUUUACAAACUGCUUGGCCAACCUAACGGGAUUGCUUGCACCCAUCAUCGCUGGAUAUAUCAUUGAUGGAAACCCAUCACAAGCCCAAUGGAGAAUAGUAUUCUACAUCGCAGGCGGUGUUUAUAUAUUCUGUGCAACAUUCUACAACUUAUUCAGCUCUGGACGGCGGCAGGACUGGGACAAUCCUGCUGAUGACGACGCUAACGCGAAAAAAGCAGCGGAAAAGAAAGCACGGAAAUUAGAAAGGAAAAAUGCUAGUUACGAAAACACAGCUGAGACCGCGCAGUAGAAUAGUUCCAAUUUUCCAAACGCUCGGCGAACGCAACUGGUAAAUAAUAAUUUUUUGACAGCUCUCAAUUUGUCGUUGUCAGUUUAUUGGCGGCAAACUCCUAUAUUUCACACACAAUUCAAAAAACAAACCGAUAUGUUCGCCUCGAGCUGAAAAUUGAAAUGAUACGAGUUUCAAAGAUGCUUUUUAUGAGACUGUACGAAUAAUUCUACAAAUUUAGUACAAUGUGAAAUUAUAUUACAAAUUUGACACCGAUUUUAAAGUAAAGAAAUGCUAAUGGUUAUUUCGUUGUGAAAUUUUAAAUUGAAGAAACCUAAUUUAUUUUAUUUAUGGUUUAUGUUGAAUACAGUCUGUGUUGUAAACAACAAGAAGACGCACAUCAAUGAGGCUGUGAUAUUAUCUUGUGAGGUCCUUUGAGCUCGUAUCAUCAUGUUAAAUAUUUAUAAUAAAAUGUUAGUUUAUUAACUACCAUAGAAGUAUUGUAUCGCUUGAAUGAAAAAUAUUAAGGUGAAUGUGAUGAAUUCGUUUGGUGAAAUUCGGGAAAGUUUAGAGUGGUCUUGUUGCAUUAAAAAAACGUUUUCUACAAUACUCACGACAAAUUUCAAUCCAUAGUAUCACAUUUAGAAUAUUCAAAAUAUUUUUCUAUGCUCCGUGCAUCUUAAAGAUAAAAUAUAUUCUUAUGAUACCAAAUAAUUGUAUCUAAAUGUAUUAAUGACAGAAAAAUCCCGUUUUUCUUUCAAACUUUUAUUCUAUAAGUAUUUAUAUUGUGACGACAUAAGGGUCCAAAUGUUUGUAUAAAUGUUACCGUCCAAGCCAGUGAUUUCUCACAAUCCUCGCAAUACAAUGAUCAUAAACAGGGUGCAUUUCACGAAAUGGUAAGCUAAGCUAUAAUAAUCUAUUAUAUUUACAUUUGCGACAUUGCGAAACCAUCUGCGUAUAUAUUACGAGUAGGUACAUUCAUCCGCAAUCCGCAUUGUGAAAUGCACAGUAGUUGAGAACGUAUCAUAUUAUAUAUGCAAAUUUAUUGCAGCAUCUCGAAUAACAAAAGACCUAAACAAAACCAAAUCUAAAGAAUGUUUUAUUAAUUUUACGUCCCCGAUAAGCACGCAUCGUUAUUCUGGUUUUUGACAAAAUAGAUAUAAAAAAAUAUUCUUUAGUUUGAUUGUGCCAAACGGUAAUAAUGAAUUUGUUUUUAUUACAAUGUUAUGCGAAUUAUAUAAGUAAAUGAUGCAAAGCUAAGCAAUUAUUGUAAGACAAAUUUUAAUUUUAGUUUUAUGUAACUUGCGGCGUUAUGCGUUGCAUGCUCGGAGCUGAUGUGAUCAUUUUAGAAUAUUGAGCUAAAAUAGCUUGAAGUGUUUUACCAUAGACAAUGUUUUGUAUUUAUAUUAUUGUAGGAUUAAAUGUAGGACGACGAUAUUUAAUUCAGCCUAUAAAACCAAUGGUAUGAAACAUGCCAUUAUUCCAAUGUGAAUUAAAAAUUAUCUUAAAUAUAUUAUAUAAAAAUAAAGUGCCUCGUAACAUUGUUUCUAAAUAUCGGUGGAUUUUAUAAUAUUUACGUCCAGCCAAUAACCAAACUGUCCAUUAAAAUAGGCUUAUUGUAUUUAUUAAAAUAAAUUUUAUAUCAACAACCUUUUACAGCUUUUGAAAAAUAAAACGAGGUUAAUUAAUA
This is a messenger RNA of Pieris rapae (cabbage white), 3387 nucleotides long. It is a transcript of the gene Picot, whose product is annotated as putative inorganic phosphate cotransporter. The record is from RefSeq and is a predicted model, not a curated record. The transcript is spliced from 11 exons. Gene Ontology annotation, molecular function: transmembrane transporter activity. Lineage: Eukaryota; Metazoa; Arthropoda; Insecta; Lepidoptera; Pieridae. Bases 153 to 1718 code for a protein of 521 amino acids. Gene Ontology annotation, biological process: transmembrane transport; monoatomic anion transport.